This is a messenger RNA of Erigeron canadensis, 1928 nucleotides long. Its product is annotated as cytosolic enolase 3. Lineage: Eukaryota; Viridiplantae; Streptophyta; Magnoliopsida; Asterales; Asteraceae. Bases 293 to 1735 code for a protein of 480 amino acids. The record is from RefSeq and is a predicted model, not a curated record. Gene Ontology annotation, molecular function: magnesium ion binding; phosphopyruvate hydratase activity. Gene Ontology annotation, cellular component: phosphopyruvate hydratase complex. The transcript has 14 exons. Gene Ontology annotation, biological process: glycolytic process.
UCGUAAUUCACAUCCCUUUCUUCUACCCACGUACUUUUAAAUCCCUGAAUCUAUAUCCGGCCACCACUCCCUCGUUUAGACACCAAUUAAGAGGUAAGUCGGUUACAACGGCUUGGUAACAAAGCAGUUAUUUCUGGUCUAAAUCAUUUGAUAAUAUAAAGGUCGUGUCGGAGGUGUUAUGCCAGCUCUAAUCCGCAAAAUAUUAAUUUGAUAAUCGAAGAGAGAAAGAAAUCAAGCAGAGGGAGAGAAACUGAAAUUGAAAUUUGAAAUCAAGAAAUAUAAGAGAAAGGAGAUGUCGUCAUCAUCAUCGUCGGUGCAGGAGUAUCUAGAGAAACACAUGCUUUCACGUAAAAUAGAAGAUGCCGUGAAUGCUGCUGUUAGGGCUAAAACUCCUGAUCCAGUUCUCUUCAUUUCAAAUCAUAUGAAGAAAGGGGUUCAAUCUGUAAUAACAAAAGUGAAAGCUAGGCAGAUACUUGAUAGCAGAGGGAUUCCAACUGUCGAAGUUGAUUUGUACACUAAUAAAGGAAUGUUUCGUGCUUCCGCUCCGAGCGCUGCCCCCUCUGGACUGUAUGAGGCUAUCGAGUUACGUGAUGGUGACAAAGGGACAUAUCUGGGUAAUGGUGUUACUAGAGCCGUUAGAAAUAUAAAUGAUAAGAUAUCUGAAGCUAUUAUUGGCAUGGAUCCUACCCUUCAAAAUCAAAUUGAUCAGGCCAUGAUUGACUUGGACAAGACUGAGAAGAAGGGUGAACUCGGUGGAAAUGCAAUUUUAGCUGUUUCUAUUGCUGCUUGCAAAGCUGGUGCUGCCGAGAAGGAGGUUCCACUUUACAAACAUAUUGCUGAUCUUUCUGGCAAAGGAACCAAUGUUCUUCUUCCUGUCCCUGCCUUCACUUUAAUAAGUGGUGGCAAACAUGCUGCCAACAAUUUGGCUAUAAGAGACAUAUUGAUUCUUCCAAUCGGAGCAAGGAGGUUUGAAGAGGCAAUGCAGAUGGGAUCUGAGACGUAUCAUCACUUGAAGGCUGUUAUUACCGAGAAAUAUGGUGCACAUCAAUGCAAUGUUGGUGAAGAUGGCGGUUUUGCUCCUGACAUAUCAAGCUGUAGAGAAGCACUUGAGCUUGUUAAGGAGGCCAUAGACAGAACAGGGUAUAACGAUAAAAUUAAGAUUGCGAUGGAUGUUGCUGCUACUGAUUUUUGCAUAGGUACAAAGUAUGAUUUAGAUUACAAAUCUCCUAAUAGGUCUGGACAAAACUUCAAGUCAGGAGAAGAUAUGGUUGAGAUGUAUAAAGAACUAUGUAAUGACUAUCCUAUUGUGUCGAUUGAAGAUCCAUUUGAUAUGGAGGACUGGGAACAAGUCAAAUACUUUUCUGGGCUUGGAAUCUGCCAGGUUGUGGGAGAUGGCUUGCUCAUGUCAAAUUCCAAGCGUAUUGAAAGAGCCAUCCAUGAACAUGCUUGUAAUGCCCUUCUUCUUAAGAUAAACCAAAUUGGGACAGUGACAGAAGCAAUUGAAGUUGUGAAAAUGGCAAAGGAUGCACAAUGGGGGGUUGUAAUAUCCCAAAGAAGUGGAGAAACCAAUGAUUCUUUCAUUGCUGAUCUCUCGGUUGGCCUUGCCACAGGUCAGAUAAAAGCAGGCGCGCCUUGCCGAGGCGAACGAUUAGCCAAAUACAAUCAGUUGAUCAGAAUCGAGGAAGAACUUGGUGAUCAAGCUAGUUAUGUUGGUGAUGAUUGGAGGCAGUCAUGAUCCCUCUUUUCCCAAAGAAAAUGAAGCAAAGAGAAAGAAGUAAAAGAACCGCUAAAUUAUUAUUCAUUUACAUAGAAAGCACUACCAAUUUUGUAGAAAUAUUUGAGAGAUGGAUUGUAAGUGUGAUUGUAACUUUGGAAACUAAACUAUUGUUAUGUCUCUCUAAUGUAUUUACCACAUAAAUUUUCUUACA